UCGGAAAUCCCAAACAAUCCCUUUCUAUUCCUUCUCUUUUUUUUAUGUCUUACCGAUUUUUAGGGUUUCCUUCUUCAUCUCUCUAUCUCAUCGCUUCGCUCCGCUUCGUCCAAGACCCUAAAUUUCCACUGCUACUCUCUCUCUCGGAUCUCUUCUACUAGCCGUUACCACCGUUUCCCGCCCAAUUUCAACUUCAUCAAAGCCGCCAGUUCCUCUUCCCCUUUUUUCUUUUUUCAAAAACUGACCGUUAGAUCUGCUAUUUUAAGGGAACUAAGCUAAAAAAAAAUUUGACCGUUGGAAAUGGCUGCGGUGGAGGCGGAGAAGAAGGUUGAGGUUGAGGAGGAGCAGGAGAAGAAAGAGAAAGCCGGUGAGCUUUUAUUCUGUGGCGGCACGUGUUGGGACGCGAUCGGUCGCCGCAAAGGUAGCAUCGAAGGCAACUUGGUCUCUCCGACUCGCCUUCGUCCACUCCUCGGUGUCAAUAUCCGAUUCGUCGCCACUGGUUGCGCAUCGUGUCAUUGCGUGGCGUUGGAUGUGGAAGGGCGUUGCUAUACGUGGGGGCGCAAUGAGAAAGGACAACUUGGUCACGGAGAUACACUUCAACGCGAUAGGCCGACCGUAGUUUCUGAACUUCUAAAGUACAAAGUCACCAAAGCUGCAUCAGGAAGAAGUCAUACAGUGGUGGUUACUGCAGAUGGAAAUUCCCUCUCUUUUGGCUGGAACAAACAUGGGCAGCUGGGUUCAGGCUCUGUACGGAAUGAAAUUGAGUCAUCUCCUGUUCGCUGUCUUGUGUCCGAAGUAAAAAAUACUGCUUGUGGAGCUGACUUCACUGCGUGGUUAUCUUCUGUUGAAGGAGCUUCUAUACUGACUGCAGGUCUUCCACAGUAUGGACAACUUGGGCAUGGAACGGACAAUGAGUACAACACUAAAGACAGCUCAGUGAGGCUUGCUUAUGAAGCCCAACCACGCCCUAAAGCAAUAGCUUCCCUUGCUGGGGAAACAAUCGUUAAAGUUGCAUGUGGAGCGAACCAUACAGUGGCGGUUGAUUCAAAUGGCUUUGUUUACACGUGGGGUUUUGGCGGUUAUGGAAGGCUCGGACAUAGGGAGCAGAAGGAUGAGUGGUCCCCUCGUCGUGUUGAUGUUUUUCAGAGGCACAAUGUUCUACCUCCUGAUGCAGUGGUAUCAGCUGGUUCUGUUAACUCUGCUUGCACUGCAGCUGGAGGGCAGCUGUAUAUGUGGGGCAAAAUAAAGACCACUGGUGAUGACUGGAUGUAUCCUAAACCUCUCAUGGAUUUAAGUGGUUGGAACAUACGUUGCAUGGAUUCAGGUAGUAUGCACCAUUUUGUUGGUGCUGAUUCCUCCUGCAUAAGUUGGGGUCAUGCACAAUAUGGAGAGCUGGGAUUUGGCCCUACUGGGCAGAAAUCGUCUGCAACACCAAAAAAGGUAGAUAUUCUUGAGGGCAUGCAUGUCAUCAGUGUUGCAUGUGGUUCUGGCCUUUCCAUGGUGAUUGUUGAUAGAACAAAUGCUGGUGAUCGACUUGAUCAACUUGAUGUAUAUGAUGGCAAAGGUUCUGGUGAAGGGAGUGAGGAACCUGAGAGCAAAACUGUUGCCAAGCAAACUACUAAAAAGGGUGCUGUUAAAGCUUCUAAUAACUCCAAGAAGAGGAAGAAGUCUAAAGAUUCAUCCGACUCUGAAGAUGAGGAGAGUGAUGAUGAUGACAGUGAAAAUGGUGAAGAACAGCCCAAUGGGCAGGCAGAAAAGAAAAGUCAAGGUGGGAAGGGUUCUAAUAGAGGUCAAGGUAAGGGUGCCGCUAAACCAGUGCGUGGACGGGGGCGCCCUCCUUCGGCAAACAAAAGCUCACAGCCGCCACCUCAAGCGAAAACCGGUAAAAGAGGAAGGCCUCGUAAGUCAUAAGUUGCAUAUUCUCUUCAAGUGGAAAUUUUGUCUCUCUUUGUGGAGAGGUGUACUUUAUAAUCCAUUGGCUACUGUAUUUGCAGUUCUUUUAAUUGUUUUAAAUUCUUCUUUUUAUUUUUUAACUCAUCAUCUCACUAAAAUGCGCUUGCGUAAUUGAUGAAAACAAUUCUUCUGUACUAACAUUUCAUUUUGAGGUCCUGGCAAAUUUAGAGAAUGUUAGUGGUAGCUUCUACCAUGUUCUUAACUUUGAAUGAGAUUCUCAUUUGUUUCUAUUUAAAGAAUGAUUGGUAUUUCACCCUUUCUUUUA
Messenger RNA from Quercus robur (English oak), 2218 nucleotides. RefSeq lists its product as uncharacterized. The coding region runs from base 301 to 1911 and encodes 536 amino acids. The transcript has 16 exons. The record is from RefSeq and is a predicted model, not a curated record. Lineage: Eukaryota; Viridiplantae; Streptophyta; Magnoliopsida; Fagales; Fagaceae.